This is a messenger RNA of Pochonia chlamydosporia 170, 3573 nucleotides long. Its product is annotated as HET-s/LopB domain-containing protein. Bases 1 to 3573 code for a protein of 1190 amino acids. The transcript has a single exon. NCBI's taxonomy places the organism in Eukaryota, Fungi, Ascomycota, Sordariomycetes, Hypocreales, Clavicipitaceae. The record is from RefSeq and is a predicted model, not a curated record.
AUGGAUUCCUUUAUUCCCAUGGGCGGUUUUCAACUGCCUUUUCAAAGGCGACUCAGCCGUCUUUAUAAUGACACCAAAAAAUCAAGCGACUUUGUUAAGGAGCCCGUACAAAAUGAAGAGGACCCAGAGAUGAAGGCACUUCAUCGCAAGCUUCGCAUCCAAAAGGAUCGCCUUGUCAGCUGGGGUCUGGAAUGGUCCGACCCAAACCAGUCUGCUGAAAUCGACGAAUCUCUCUCCAAGGCUGGCCUGAGCGAGGUUGUCGGGAGCAUCAUGUCCACCAUCAAGGAUAUCCUAGCCGAGGCAGAACCACUGUGGCAGAGCUCAAAGCAUGUUGUCACAGCUAGCAGAGCAUCGCCGGACAGGAAAGCACCCUUGGUUCAAUGGGAUAAGGGUCGGUUCGAGGAUCUUAUUCGCGAUCUGACUGCGUCAAUUGAUACUCUGUAUGAUUUGUCGCGGACGAGAGCAUCUGGUUACUUCCCAAGACGGAUGUCAAAGGCUACCUACAAGUCGCCAGUUACGGAUGAAUUCAGGCCAUUCGAGUCCAGUCGUAUGCGGACACCGCAGCAAAUUGAUCCCGCAACGCUCACUCACCUCCGACCCAAGCAGCAAGGUGACGCGACAAUUCCUCCAAGGGAAGUUGUAUUCAUGAGCAAGACGGCGUAUUCCGAGAUGACGCUGGGCACCACAACCAAAGAACCGUGGGCUCCCUUACUGCUUGAGUACGCUACAUUUGACUCGAUUUAUUCCGUGACGGGAAUUAUGCCACCAAUGUCGCGAUUCGAGAAACUGUCAUCUGGCCUACAGCAAGACCCGCAACGCGCUCCAGGAACCUGGACGGGUCUUCCGCGUCUCUUGGGAUACUUUGAAGAUAUGGAAAACUCCCGUAUUGGCCUAGUUUACAGAUUCCCACCUUCUUUCAAUGCCGUCUCCUUUGAACGGCUCACCCAGAAUCCCCUCUACAACCUCCCAACCUUGAAUGACCUUUUGUCUCGCCAAGAUGAACCACCCCUGGAAGCAAAAUUCAGACUGGCGUACAACCUUACCAAUACUGUUUUCGACAUGCACGCCAGAGGGGUGACGCAUGGCAACUUGGCUGCGAAAAAUAUAUCCUUCUGCGACGCUAGCACGAAGGACUCGGGGGCUGAGGGCGCAAUUGUUGAUGUGCGACGUCCUCUUGUGUCUUCAUUUGACCUCUUCCCUGAGGAUGAGGCUUCAUCCCAAGUAUCGCCUUGGAGACAUCCCUUGGACCCUCGCAGCUCACGACGCUCUCCAAUCAACCAGUCUACUGAUGAACGCAUUCUCGAACUGUACUCGCUUGCGAUGGUCUUGUUAUCUAUUGGGCUGUGGACCAAGCUUGAGGCUCUGCUGCCUGACUCCACGUCCAGCAUUGUGCCUGGGUCCGCCCUUGAUCGAUUGGCAGUAAAGUGCGGGACGCUUUACAUGAAGGCUGUUCAAGCUUGUUGGCACGCAGUGGAUGACGAGUUGAACGGACAGUCCGGUGGGGAGACCCUCCUGUCUACAGUACAGAUGCAAGCCACCCGAUUCUUGGAGACCUGCUGUAUAUUAGAUGGCGUGAGCGGGCUCGAAGAGCGUCUGGAUCAGGAACUACGCGAUGGAACUGUAACGCAGCAACAAGUAGAAACGACCAAGGAUGCAAAAUCUCCUUCCGGAUAUCCCGCCGAUAAGAAAGCUCCUUUGCCGCCUACUGAUUCUAACCCCAGGCAAUUGGAAAGGAUGGAGCCUGUAGAGGCGGAUUUCGAUGGUAAGGAAGCUUCUGUUGCUGGAUUGAUCUCAUUUUUCAUUGACACAUCUACAGAAGUGCAAGGAAAGCAGAAGAUGAGGUUGUAUCCCCAUGUGCCACUUCCGCCUGAUGUCGUGGACAAGUGGAACACCAUCUUGAUGCCCCAAAUCAACCAAGCUCUGAGGCACUUUUAUCGAAAGCACCCCGAGUCUGUGGAAAUCUCACUCGAAUCAGUGGGACCAAGCCCUCAUGCCACUCAGCCUACCGUUCUAGUUGUGUGUACGUCUGUUGGAAAGGUUCGCGCCAUUUUGAAGAAACGAAUUGGCGAACUCUUUGACGGCACCACUGGAUUCGCUCUCAAGGUGUGUCGUGGCCACGUUUUACGGUCUCGACGCUUCUCGAAGUCGGUGUUUCGAUCCAUGGCGCGAUCAGCCGCCGCCGACAGCGAUGGUGAAGACGAGAUAGAGGCAGUUAAUCCAGAGUAUCAGGAAUGCCCAGGGAAUGGAGCAAGCAUUGGGGCGUGGAUCGGUGACCGACAUUUGCCGCCUGUUAGUUUCGGCGGCCUUGUUUUGGUUGACGAGAAACCGUAUGGCAUGACUGUUCAUCACAUGCUUGACGACCCAGAUCGGGAUGCAGCUCAAUUGGAGACCUUACGAAGCAGUGCAGCCCCUGGCCACGACUGGUAUGCCGAGUUUAUGGAGAGCAGUGGGGAUGAUGAAGAAGACUAUGCGUACGAAUUGUCAGAUACGGAAUCAGAGCCAUACUCGGAAACAGACAUUACCAGCGACUAUGGCGACGAGGAUGAAGAGGAAGACGAGUUCGAGCCAGGCGAUAUUCCAGGAAUCGAGCCGGGAUGUGGUGACGGCUAUGUCGUUACGCAGCCGGCGCUAGAUGACGUCGAGGAAGGGUUUUAUCCUUGCGCAGAGACGGAGGAUGAAGAUCACCUUGACACCUUCAGCUUGGGUGAGGUCUAUGCAUCAAGUGGCAUCCGCCGUAAACAAGCACAUGGCCUAACUCACGAAGUGGAUUGGGCCCUGUUCGAGUUUGCCGAUGGCCGACUGCCGGGCGACAAUACCAUCCCUCGCUGUGAUGCUGCAGGGGAAAACGGUAAAUCUCAGUCUGAUGUAGGCGACGAUUUGGCCAAGCUGCGGCCAACUACAGUGGCCCCGUCAUCGUCGCUACCAGGGAUGGAGGUGCAGUGUGUGGCUCGAACGAGUGGGCUUCAGACUGGUCAGAUUCUACCCGCUCUGACCAGUGUCAAGAUAUAUGGCCGAUGCUCGCCCAGUCACACAUAUCAAGUGGCAAGCACGCCGACAGCCGGCGAGAGGCAGCCGAAAUCAAGACUACCCAUGGGCAUUCCUGGCGACAGCGGAGCCUGGGUAAUCGACCGUCGCCAUGGCCAACUGUGCGGGCACGUCUUGGCGUGGAGUCAACGCAAACGCGUUGCUUAUAUUUGUCCCAUGGAUGUCCUCUUACUGGACGUGGCACAGACCCUCGAAGCUUCGGAAGUUCGUCUUCCCGGUGGUGAACCUGUGGUGACACUGGGCGAUCCGAGCGAGUAUCAAGAAGCGAACCAAUUCCGAGUUGGUGAGGAUGAUGAAGACCUUGGCGACUUGGUGGAUGAGGAGGAGGAGGCUCCAGCAUUGGCUGCGGUACCUAAUGCCACAAGGCAUGACAAUACAGGGAGCUCGCCCACAUCACUCAGGAGCUCUAGUAACCAGGAGUCAUCGAGUCCGUUGCGGUUGGAGACGUCCAGCGAACUAAGGGGUCUAGCUAGUCGGCUGGAAGACCUCAACAUUGGAAGGACACAGAGGAUAGGUGUCAGUGGGUGA